Molecule: messenger RNA, 3497 nt
Organism: Leopardus geoffroyi (Geoffroy's cat)
Lineage: Eukaryota; Metazoa; Chordata; Mammalia; Carnivora; Felidae
Product: olfactory receptor 10
Exons: 1
Coding region: 1198-2130 (310 amino acids)
Biological process (GO): G protein-coupled receptor signaling pathway
Cellular component (GO): membrane
Molecular function (GO): olfactory receptor activity; G protein-coupled receptor activity
Source: RefSeq, a predicted model, not a curated record
AUGAUUUUUUAAAUGGUUGUAUGAUUCUUGGAGUAUUCAUCCAGAAUAGUUUCAUCCACAUGAAAAAUUAAACAGGUCAGGAGAGUAAAGAGGAGGGGAGAGAAUUUGCAAAUAUUCAUUUGAAAUAAGCAGUAGUCUGAGUCUGAAACCAUCCCCUUCCAACAGGAAAGGGUGUUUUAAAGUACCUGCCCCAUCACAUUAAUAGGUGUGCAGAUGGGAGACUUCAACAGAACUACUUGGAGAUUUCACUAAUUGCAUAUUUUAGUUGGGAGUACACAGAGUGAACCAGGGGCAGAAAAACCAGGAAAUUCUGGGGGAUGAGAAAAGUGCCAAUAGCUUCUAUAGUGAUAGAUUCAAGAAAGUCUUGGCUGCUGCAAUGUUUUUGAGACAAAUGAUGGAAGAGACUUUCCUGUGUGUUGGAGGAGGGUGAUGGUGAAGGGAGAGUUAGUGCAGGGUUGUCCUGAGUCUAAUCCAUUAGAGCCACCAGAGGGACAAAGGGAAAAAGUAGCAUGAUGCUGGGAGAGAAUGCUGGAUCUCCAGAAGCUGCAAAAGGUGAUGUAAGCUUCAUGGGAGAUGCACCAGUCCAGGCUGGGGACCCACAGGCCCAUUGUCCCAGUAAAGAGGCUUAUAAGAACCCACCACUUUUCCCAUGAGAGAAGAGUCAGCUCUUUAAACACCUCCCAGGCUCAGAUUGGAAGAGUAAGAACUUUUUUGUAACUCUUUUCCUCCCCCUUUGCAUGGCCCAAACAGGAAGACCCUAUGGCCCUACUGUCAUGCUGGCAGAGAAAGGGUGGGGAGAGAGAGAAGCUGCCCACAGCCCAUCCCUCACGCACAAGGGGUUACCUGGAAGGAGUGAUAGCUGGUGGAGGACAAGACUGAAUGCUAAGUGAGGCUUUCAGUUGUUGGUAUUCAUGGGAUUGGGUUUUCAAAUUAGUGGAUUUAGAUUCUGUUUGUAACUGAAAUUGGUUGUGAUACAUUUAUUACUGUGGAGGUCAUGUAUCUGCUGGAGUUUUCAUCCAGUUGCAGGGGGAAAUAGAUGGAAAGGACAAGAGAAAACAAAAAUGUAGAAUUUAGCUCACAUCUAAGGACCCAUGCUUGUCCUUUAAAUCCAUUAUGUGUAUUAAUUACCCACUUGUUAUUCUUAAAUCCCACAACAGAGGGUGUGGGAUCUCCUGAAGUGAUAGGGCUGAAGAGGAGAUGGAAACAGCUAAUGAGAGCACAGGUGGGGAUUUCAUCUUAGUGGGCUUCUCUGAGCGGCCCAAGUUAGAACUGAUCCUCUCUCUCUUUGUCCUGAUGUUCUACACCAUAACUCUUGUGGGCAACGUGGCCAUAAUCCUAUUCUCUAUCCUGGAUGCUGGACUUCAUACACCCAUGUACUUCUUCCUCAGAAACCUCUCUGUGCUUGACCUCUGCUUCACCACCAGCAUUGUGCCCCAGAUGCUGGUGAACAUGUGGGGAGGUAACAAAAAGAUCAGCUAUGCUGGCUGCAUGGUCCAGUACUGGGUGGCCUUGGCACUUGGCUCCACAGAGUGUGUGCUCCUUGCGGUGAUGGCAGUUGAUCGCUAUGUUGCAGUUUGCUGGCCUCUACACUAUACCUCCAUCAUGCACCCCAGGCUGUGCCACCUCCUGGCAGCAGCUUCCUGGUCCUCUGGUUUUGCUAACUCCUUUCUCCAGUCCUCAAUGGCCAUGGUGCUGCCUCUAUGUGGAAACCGGCGUGUGGACCAUUUCUUCUGUGAACUAUUGAUCAUUGUUAAACUCUCCUGCGUUGAUACUGGCCCGACAGAAUCUAAAAUGUUUAUUGCCCGGCUAAUCAUCCUAGGCAUGCCUGUCUCCAUCAUCCUGACCACUUACGUGUGCAUCGCCAGGGCAGUAGUAAAAAUGCGCUCAGCAGAGGGAAGGAAAAAGGCCUUUAGGACCUGUGCCUCCCACCUAAUGGUAGUCUCACUCUUCUAUGGGACCAUUAUGUUUUUGUAUCUGCAGCCCAAGGACAACUACUCCCAGGACCAGAGCAAAGCACUGGCAGUGCUUUACAUGAUUCUUGCACCCACACUCAACCCUCUGGUCUACACACUGAGGAAUAAGGAUGUGAAGAAAGCAGUCAGGAGCUUGAUGGGGACGGAGCAGGUAUAGGGAGAUCAAGAGUGGGAAGAAAGGUGAGGCAGCCACUGGCGACACAACUUGUGGUGUACUUGCUUUAACUGCGCUUGUUUUAUGUUUCUGUGAGGGGGUUGGAAAAUCUGCUGUGUGCUCUUCUCUAGCUAUUCCUGGGAUCUUUACAGGGUGGGGACUCACCAGAAGGAAACCUAACCAUCCCUUAAAGGAACCUCUGGCCAAGGCAAUCUCCCCUGGCAAGUAAUUCUGUGUCCCACUGUUAAUGUUUUUCUAUUUUCAAUGCAUGGUUACUAGCUUAUUCAAAUGCCACCAAACAUACUCCUAGAUGUUCCAAUAGCAUCGAUGAUCACUCUGCUACAUUUAUUAAGCAGCAACAUGGCCAUAGACGUUUCUUCAUUUUCUCCAUCACCACUUUCACUAUACCAUCAUCAAAACAGUUGGGAAAAUGGAGGAUUUAGUCAGUAACAUACAAUGCAAUACUUGUCCAUCAUGAAUAAGUAUAUGCGGAACAAGAAAAAAGAAUAAGAAUCAAGUAGACAGAGACUACACAGUAUACCGAGGAUCCUGUUUCUUAGAAUUGAAAGGAGUACCAUGACUUCAAGGCAAGGCUUUAGGACAUGCAAAUUUUAUCUAAUUUAGUGUUUGAAUAAUAAGAAUAAACAUGUUCGCUUGCUGGAGCUAUAAGACAGUUUGUAAAUUUUAAAAUCACGCAAAAAAAAAUGAAUAAAGAGAACUGUGAGUUAAGUAGAGACAAGGCAACUGAUGUCAAUGAGAUUCUAAACAGAAUUCUCUGCUUACUUUCAUAGGAGAGAAGUGCAGAAUUAAAAAGCACUAUUUGAGUACAGAAGUGAAAGCAAAAGGAGUCAGGGGGCUUGAUUUGCACAGCUACAUCCAAUGGUUUUCACACAACAGUGAUCCGUGGUUCCAAAUCCACAUUGGCAUUAACAAGUUGCUCAGUAAUUCUGUGGCCUAAUAUGGGACCCAAGUGCAUCCUAAUUUUCUGAAGUUUGUCUCAGCAUAUAAUGACAUAUCCUUGUAAGAGGAAGUCUGCAUUAAUUAAAACAAGACUUGAGAAAAACACCCUCUCAUUUUCAGAAGAGCACAGUCUUUUCUUAUGUGGUUCUGGAUGUCAUGCUAUUAUGCCCAGCUACGAUAGACUGGAGGCAUUACUUUCUUAACUUGCUCAUCCAUGUGCUUAGAAAGGAGCCUAACACUCUGUAAAUAAUUAAUAGGCUGAAUGAAUGGAUGGACUGAAUGAAUGCAUGGAUAUGGGAAGAUGCCAAAGUUUAGAAUGCUACAUGCAACAUUUCAUUCUAUAGGAUGAGCAUUUUGUAUUGGCAAGUGACUAAAGGUGCAGAUUGAAAAUAAAAUUAUCAUAUAUAUGA